Molecule: messenger RNA, 2717 nt
Organism: Manis pentadactyla (Chinese pangolin)
Lineage: Eukaryota; Metazoa; Chordata; Mammalia; Pholidota; Manidae
Gene: USHBP1
Product: USH1 protein network component harmonin binding protein 1
Exons: 12
Coding region: 610-2640 (676 amino acids)
Source: RefSeq, a predicted model, not a curated record
GGACAUGAGUCCCCUGCUGGGGCUGGAGGAAGCUGAUGUCCUUGAGGAGGAAACUACACAAUAACAAGUCACAUGGCCAGGGGAGGGGGCUUCCUGUUUCCUGGCGCCUCCCAGGCCAGCCUUGUCCAGCCCAGGCCUGAGCUGGCAGUGGCCAAAGUGACCCCAAGAGUGUCCAGGGACUCAGGCCUCUGACCAACGUGCUCCCACAGGUACAGAGAAGUAGAAGCAGGCUGAGGGGACUAAAGAUUGGGGCCUCUGCUUCAGGAGGGCCCUAAGGAGAAGAGGAACCCUUGAAGUCUUCAUUCCAGAUCCAGACUGGGGAGGGAGGCAUGGACAGAGGUAGUGAAAGAUAAAGAAAGAAGGAGGCAUAGGAGAGUGGGGAGGUUAGGGUAACUUGGGCAGUGAGCUCCCUAUCCAGGGAGGCAUUUGUAUGUGCCAAAUCAACACUGAUACUUCAGGAUCCCUUCUGGAGGGGGAAAUCAUUGCCUAUUUCACGGAAGAGGAAAUUGAGGCUAUCAUUUGCCCAGAACAUGAGUUCACAUGAGGCUGUGGUUUUAGGGAGUAAGGAAGGAGGUGGAUUCAGAGGACACUGAAAAUUUCUGGACAGCAAUGAGUGCGCGGGCCACACGUCCCCGAAGCCGGCGAGGGAGACAUGCUCUGCCCGGUGAGCUGGACCCUGUGGCAGAAGAGGCUGAGGCAGCCAGCGUAAAUUCUGAGCUGGGCCCUCAGCCAUCUCAGGACAGCUGUAAGCCUGAGCUGCUGGGGCCCAAGGUGGAGGCCAGUGUGCAGGGCCUGGGGAGCAGGACCGACAAAAAGGCUGAUGGGGAUUCUAUCAGGGGACUGGCCUCUGUCCACAAGGGACCCCAUGAGCCUGCAGAUGAAGCCCACCAGGCUCCGGAGGCAGCCCCGCAGGACACGGAGACUGUCCCUUAUGGACCUGGGGCUCCUGAUGUGUUUCAGACUCUUGAGCAUGCUCUGAGCUCUCUGGAGGCAGCGGCUGCUGCCUGGCGCUGCCAGCCCCCAAGCUGUCCUGGGUUGAUGGAGGCAGAGGAUAGAAGUGAAGUGGGACCAAGUGCCUGCUUGCAGCAGGAAGCAGGGAGCUGCCAGGGGGAGGUGGCCCGCCUCACAGAGAGGAAUGCAUGGCUGCGUUUAGCCCUGGGCUGCCGCCACGAGGAGCUGACCCACAUGCAGGCCUCCCUGCAGGCCGUUCAGGCGGAGAAGGAGAUGCUGCAGAGAGAGGUCCAGGAGCUGCAGGAUUCCCUGGAGCCUUUCCCACCUCCCUCCCGUGGCCAAGCAGGUGGUGCUUCGGACAGUGGGUCCAGCAACUCUGGGGUAGAUGAGGAGCUCUGGGGGACUCAGCGCCUCUGCAGUGAUUCCAGCAUCCAGACACUUGGGUCUCUCCCCAUCCAGCCUCAUGCCCCCGAGAUGCACAUCAUGGAAGCCCAGAUGGAGCGACUUCGGGGGAGUAUUGAGAAGCUCAAAUGCUUCAACCGCCUGCUGUCAGCUGUGCUCCGGGGGUACAAGGGUCAGUGUGAAGGCCUCAGCAUGCAGCUGGGCCGGCGGGAGUCUGAGGCCACAGCUCUGCACCUGGCCUUGCAGUACAGUGAGCACUGUGAGGAAGCGUACGAGGCCCUGCUCACUCUCCGGAAGGCAGACCCGGGACCAGGAGAGGCCCCCACAGGCGACCUAGAGGCAGCUGAGAAGGGAGCCCAGAGGCUGCUGGCACAGGAGGAGGCUGCCGUGGAUGGAGGAGCACUGCGGGAUCCAUGGCCAAGCCCUGAGGGCAGCAGUGUGCAUAAGUCCACACCACAGGAGGUGGCUACCCGGCUCCAGGGUUAUGUCCAGUGUCUCCAGGAUCGCCGCGCUCUGGUGAAGAUUCCCCCAGAGCCUGGCCCCACAUUGGCACCCAUGCCUACUGUGCCCCGUGCAGAAGCCAUGGUGAAAGCUCUUCUGGGGACCCAGCCUGGCCCAGCCCUACCCCGGCUGGAGAAGAUGCAGAUCCAGCAGGACUUGGCAGCCACACGGGAGACGCUGGCCGACCUGCUGCUGCGGCUGCAGCUGGUGCAGCGGGAGAAACGGGGCCUGGAGCUGCGGGAGGCCGCCCUCCGAGCCCAGGGCCCAGCCCACACACUCCUGCUGGAGCAGCUGCAGUGGGAGCAGGCACAGCUCCAGGGCGGUGGCGCCGGCAGCAGUGGUGGGGACAGCAGCGGGGAUGAGGAGUGGUCCCAGGGCCCUCCUGCUGUCCCUGGUGGAGGCAGGGGCACUGAUGGAGGUCAGGUGGGCAAAGUGCAGGACCCAGAGGAGCUAUCUCAGGAACUGGAGGCAUCACUUACCCGGGCCCUGGGACUGCAGGAGCAGCUGCAGUCUUUGAGGGAAGAGCUGGAACAUGUGGCUCAGAAGGGGCGAGCCAGACGUGCUCAGAGUGCUGAGCUGAACAGUGACCUAUGCAAGGCUCAUAGUGCCUUGGUCCUGGCCUUCCGAGGUGCCCACCGGAAGCAGGAGGAACGACAGCGGAAGAUGGAGCAACAGAUGGCAUUCAUGAAGGCCCGACAGGCAGAGGAACUGGCUGUGCUGGAAGCCACCAUGCGGGCUCUGCAGAAGCCCAGGCCACCUUCCCGGUGUGGGGAGACACUUCUGUAGGCCGUAUGCCUGGUCACAUCUGGAUAUACCAGACAAUUGUGGCUGGCCACAUCAUAAACUGUCCUGGAGUGAUGUUA